Molecule: messenger RNA, 894 nt
Organism: Aureobasidium melanogenum CBS 110374
Lineage: Eukaryota; Fungi; Ascomycota; Dothideomycetes; Dothideales; Saccotheciaceae
Exons: 2
Coding region: 1-894 (297 amino acids)
Source: RefSeq, a predicted model, not a curated record
AUGAAAUCCACACUUACCAUCCUCGCCCUUGCAUCACUUUCCCAGGUCUUAGCUGUGCCAGCAACCAGUAAAGCAACUGCCGACAAGUGCGUCCCUCUGGAUAAGACCUUCCAACUCAACGUCCCACAUGGCUCGACUCCGCUCUCUCAGAUCAAUUACGCUGGCUUCAACUGGAACAUUCCCAAAGCUGCUGUAGAAGGUACUCUCGUCUCCUUCUUUGGCAAUUUUCAUAAGAACGAUACCACGUCUUCUCAAAUCACAACUGUUACAAAUUCCAAUCAAGUUCCCGAUGGAAAUUCUAUGAGCAGUGCUACUGGAUCUGCUAAUGGAACUACAAUUGUCACCACCACAUUUGCAAGUGGUAAUGCAUCGAGUGCUGCGGGUGCUGCUCAAGAUACAACGAGCGAUAGCUCUACUGCCUCGACCGGCAAUGCAAACUCGACCGCCAUUGCCAAUGCAGCAGGUCAAGUCACUAUUGUAACAAACGCGACAGUAGCAGACGCAUCAAAUGAACAAUCCGUUCAAAAUGAGAGAAAAGCCGCUGCAGCUACCACUUGUGCAGCAGACAACGAUGGAGCAAGCGCCUCUGCGGAAGAAAUCAGCACAGUCACUUUCACUACUGCCAACGGAACACGUAUUGAGAGUAAUGCUUAUGCGGCCUGUUCUGCUGGUGUGCUGGCACCUUCGGCAGCUGGUAGUGGAAGCAGCUCUUCUGGAAGCCAGGCAAGCGUCAGUCAGGUUUCUGCCAGUGUUACUUGUAACGGCACAACGACUACUGUUGUCGAUGACGAGACCCACUAUGCUAUUACAGUCAAGGGUACUUACUGCCAGAAUUCGGGCUUCUCGGGUGCUAUCGCUGGACAGAGAAUUGCUUAUGCUGAGGCUGAAUGCUAG